AUGAAUAGAUACUUUCAACGAAAAAGGAACGUAGAUAGUGUUGAUGAGGGGGCAUCGAAUAAUGUGGAUGUUGAUGAGGGGGCAUCGAAUAAUGUGGAGUUUGAUGUCACAAAACUUCCAACUGAUCCUGGUCUAAGGAUACCAAUUUUGGAUUACAAUGCUAACAUCCGAGAUGAAGUUCGAAGAGCAUAUAUGUUAAAGGGUCCUUGUCAGCCCCAAGAUCAUGACUUUCCAAAACGACAAUUUGGAGUAACAAUUAGACGAUUCAAUCCUUCGUGGUUUAAAGAGUUCGGUAGUUGGUUGGAGUACAGUGUAGAGAAGGAUGCUGCUUAUUGUUUGUAUAGUUAUCUUUUCAGAACAAGUUCUGGAAAGCAAGGUGGAGGGCACUCAUUUCGAGGUCAUGAUGAAUCUGAGGAUUCUUCCAAUCCAGGUAACUUCUUAGUGCAAUUGCAAUUUUUGGCUGCUCAUAAUGAAGCUUUCAAUGCCAUCACAUUGGGAAAUGCUCCUCACAAUUGCAAAUUGACAUCACCUGAUGUUCAAAAGGACAUAGUAAAUGCUUGUGCUAUUGAAACAAUCAAUGUUAUUAUCAAAGAUGUUGGCGAGUCACUAUUUUCUAUUCUAGUUGAUGAAUCUUGUGAUGUGUCAAUGAAGGAGCAAAUGUCUAUUGUUUUACGUUAUGUAGACAAUGGUGGGCAUGUCAAUGAACGCUUCAUAGGGAUUGAACAUGUUACAAGUACCACGGCUCUAUCACUUAAGGCUGCAAUUGAUAAGGUAUUUUUUAGAUAUAACUUGAGUAUGUCUAGAUUGAGAGGACAAGGUUAUGAUGGAGCAAGUAAUAUGCAAGGUAAGUUUAAUGGUCUGAAAACACUUAUUUUGAAGGAGAGUCCAUGUGCCUUUUACAUUCACUGUUUUGCUCAUCAACUCCAACUUGCGCUUGUGGCUGUGGCAAAGAAGAACAUCCCUAUUACUAAUUUCUUUCGUGUGGUUGGGAACGUGAUAAAUACUGUUGGAGCAUCUUCCAAGCGUUGUGAUCUUCUUCGAGAAAAACAAUUAGACUUUAUUGUUGAGGCAUUGGAAAAAGGUGAGAUUUUAAGUGGACGGGGACUAAAUCAAGAAACGACCCUUCAGCGCUCUGGUGAUACACGAUGGAGUUCACAUUAUAAUUCUUUGGUCAGCUUGCUUGCCAUGUUCUCUUCUGUUUUAGAUGUACUUGCAAUGAUUGUUGAAGAUGAAUCUUGUUCUUGUAAUCAAAGAUCUGAUGCAACAAAUUUAUUGGAGUUGAUACAAAGAUUUGAUUUUGCAUUUAAUCUACAGUUGAUGAAAAGUGUGUUGGCGAUGUCAAAUGAACUGUCAAAGGCAUUGCAAAGAAAAGAUCAAGAUAUUGUGAAUGCAAUGCAAUUGGUGAGAUUGUGCAAACGAAGACUCUAA
Olea europaea var. sylvestris is the source of this 1428-nucleotide messenger RNA. RefSeq names its product zinc finger MYM-type protein 1-like. The coding region runs from base 1 to 1428 and encodes 475 amino acids. The transcript is spliced from 2 exons. NCBI's taxonomy places the organism in Eukaryota, Viridiplantae, Streptophyta, Magnoliopsida, Lamiales, Oleaceae. The record is from RefSeq and is a predicted model, not a curated record.